AUGAAUCAAGGUCAUGUUUGCUAGGAUUCUUCUUGAAGCAUAAAGCCCGCGCUCGCCAUAACGAAUGUUAGCAUCUCCACUUAAAGGAACACCUCAGAAUGGAUAUCGAGCAACUGAACUUCCUCCUCCCCUCUCGAAAAGAGUUCUUGAACCAUGGUGGCCCGCGAUGUGGCAUCGUAGAUCCGGAGCCCGGGAUGCUUCAACGACUCCAGAUGACCAAUUGCGAAAUCUGUCGUGAGCCCUUCGAUCAUGAGUCACGACGGCCCAAACUCAUCGUGGGUCACUCUCAAUGCGUGGGUCACGUCUUCUGUAUGGAGUCGCUCUGGGACUGGUUCU
This is a messenger RNA of Trematosphaeria pertusa, 336 nucleotides long. RefSeq lists its product as uncharacterized. The transcript has a single exon. The record is from RefSeq and is a predicted model, not a curated record. The coding region runs from base 65 to 238 and encodes 57 amino acids. Lineage: Eukaryota; Fungi; Ascomycota; Dothideomycetes; Pleosporales; Trematosphaeriaceae.